Symbiodinium pilosum is the source of this 836-nucleotide messenger RNA. Lineage: Eukaryota; Dinophyceae; Suessiales; Symbiodiniaceae. The record is from the annotation of a GenBank genome assembly.
GUGCCCUCCCAAUGAUGAAGUGAGCGUCCGUGAGUUCGAGGACUUCACUGUGAAUCGCCUCAAGCUCCUCCACACCAUCGACAAGUUCUGCCGCCGUGUGAGUGGCAGUGGUGAGUUUCGGCUGGAGAACAUGGGCGAGUUACAGCCGCAGCUGGCGCGUGAUCUGCGCGAUUGCGGCCUGAGUUUAGGCUAUCCGAAGCCUGACCGGGUGCAAGGAUUCCUGAUUGAGAAGGCUGAGUUUCAGAGCAGGGACUCCAUUUCUCACUUCGCUUUGCGCCUAGCCUUCUGCAAAACGAACGAGGCCAAGGAAUGGCUGCUGAAGCAGGAGCAGCGCUUGUUCGUCCUUCGCUUUGAGGCCUUGAACACGGACGCCAAGGAGGCGUUCUUGGAGUCUGCCGGCCUCCAAGUGCAGAGGUUCGAGGAACAGCGAGAUGGGCCCGGGCCGUCCUUGUCCAUGCUGCAGAAAUGCACGGCUGGUGCCAAGACCUGGCGAGAUGGGCGCCCGGAAUUCGAGCGCAACUUCUACGAGAUGCCAUUCACCCAGGUUCCUCCCGCGUUCAUCGCGGGGAGACGUGUGGUACUGAAGAAGGGCAAGGCCUUUGUUCCGGCCAGCUCCUUGAAGCUGAUCGUGGCGAAGAAGUUCAAGGACCUCCUGUCCGCAAGCCUGGAAGUUGCCUUUCAAGGCGUCCACAUAGCUCUGGGGGAUCCGCGAAUAGGCCCAUUCAUUCGACAGCUCCAGGAGAUGGGCAUGCAGCUGGUGAUGCCCAUGCGAAACACCUCGACGGAGGACCAGGGCGAGAAGCUGUCCCUUCAAAACUUCGAAGGGCUGCUCACUC